Messenger RNA from Salvelinus fontinalis (brook trout), 2683 nucleotides. Its product is annotated as zinc finger protein ZFP2-like. Bases 403 to 2094 code for a protein of 563 amino acids. The record is from RefSeq and is a predicted model, not a curated record. Gene Ontology annotation, cellular component: nucleus. NCBI's taxonomy places the organism in Eukaryota, Metazoa, Chordata, Actinopteri, Salmoniformes, Salmonidae. The transcript has 2 exons.
UAUGUCUCAAUAUUAUUGUAUUAUUUAAUUAAAUCCAUUUAAAAUAAUCUUUGUCUGAAAAUAAAAUAUGAUCCUCAACUGCGUUUCCCCUCCAGUCAGCAGACGGCGAUGUGCGUCUUUCAGGCGACGCUGCCAGCGUGACGUAUAAUCUAGUGGACGGUUCUUCAUAAACAGCUCGUCAACCACCUCGGUAGCUUGCUAGCCAACAUAGCCGAAAGAUUCAAGCUAUUUAUACGCUUUCGGUGUAUAUUAGCUACUGUGUUUUCGACACACUUAGGUCGUAUCUACUUGUUAACCUAUUUAAUAUUACGUUAUUUUGUAUUAGUCAGCUAUAGUAGCUGGCUGGUUAAGUUACCACUAGCCUAGUCGCUAAUGAUAGCUAGCUAGCUAACAUCCCCGACCAUGAGGUCAAUAAGCUUCUCCCCUCCUGUUAAAGAAGAGGUCUGCUGGACGGAGAAAGAAGCUCUGGGGCUGAACAUUGUCGUGAAAGAGGAGAAGGAAGAAGAGGAUUUCACAGUUAAAAAAGAAGAGAAAGACGUUUCAGUGAAAGAAGAGGAAGACGCGUUCAGAGUGAAUGAGGAGGAGGAGGAUGUUACAGUGAAAGAAGAGGAGGAAGAGAAAGAGGAGGAUGCAGUUUUUGGAGUGAAGAAGGAAGGGGAGAUUACUGUCACAUUGAAAGAUGAAGAGGUGGAGAUAGGAGAUCUGAUUAACACCAGAGAGAUACGGGACUAUCGUGGAUCUUCUGGGGAGCCUCAACAACCUCAUGAUGCUGACGAGGCAGAGAAGAGUCUCUCCAGAUCAGAACGCCUCAAUAAACACCAGCAGAGAUCCACAGGGAAGAGAACUCACUGCUGCUCUGACUGUGGGAAGAGAUUCACCUCAUCAGGCAUUAAAAUUCAUCAGCGAAUCCACACAGGAGAGAAACCUUAUAGCUGUGAUCAAUGUGGGAAGAGUUUUGGUCAAUCUUGCCAUCUGACUCAACACCAGAGAACACACACAGGAGAGAAACCUUAUAGCUGUGGUCAAUGUGGGAAGAGUUUUGGUCAAUCUCGCCAUCUGACUCAACACCAGAGAACACACACAGGAGAGAAACCUUAUAGCUGUGAUCAAUGUGGGAAGAGUUUUACUACAUCUGGCUAUCUGACAGUGCACCAGAGAACACACACAGGAGAGAAACCUUACAGCUGUGAUCAAUGUGGGAAGAGUUUUACUAAAUCCGGCUAUCUGACAGUGCACCAGAGAACACACACAGGAGAGAAACCUUUUAGCUGUGAUCAAUGUGGGAUGAGUUUUACUACAUCAAGCUCUCUGACUAUACACCAGAGAACACACACAGGAGAGAAAUCUUAUAGCUGUGAUCAAUGUGGGAAGAGUUUUACUACAUCUGGCUCUCUGACAGUGCACCAGAGAACACACACAGGAGAGAAACCUUAUAGUUGUAAUCAUUGUGGGAAGAGUUUUAAGACAUCUGGCACUCUGAAUGUACACCAGAGAACACACACAGGAGAGAAGCCUUAUAUCUGUGACCAAUGUGGGAAGAGUUUUACUACAUCUAGCUCUGUGACUAAACACCAGAGAACACACACAGGAGAGAAAUCUUAUAGCUGUGAUCAAUGUGGGAAGAGUUUUACUACAUCUGGCUCUCUGACAGUGCACCAGAGAACACACACAGGAGAGAAACCUUAUAGCUGUAAUCAAUGUGGGAAGAGUUUUACUACAUCUAGCCAUCUGACUCCACACCAGAGAACACACACAGGAGAGAAACCUUUUAGCUGUGAUCAAUGUGGGAUGAGUUUUUCUACAUCAAGCUCUCUGACUAUACACCAGAGAACACACACAGGAGAGAAAUCUUAUAGUUGUAAUCAUUGUGAGAAGAGUUUUCCUACAUCUAGCCAGCUGACUUCACACCAGAGAACACAUACAGGAGAGAAACCUUAUAGCUGUGAUCAAUGUGGGAUGAGUUUUACUACAUCAAGUCAUCUGAUUCGACACCAGAGAACACACACAGGAGAGAAACCUCAUAGCUGUGAUCAAUGUGACAAGAGAUACUCUAAUAAAAGGUGUUUGAUCAAACAUCAGAAAAUGCAUACAUGAAGAAGUUGUUUCAUGAUAUCAAUGAAUUAAUGUCACAAUGUAGAAUGUUUUAACAUUGUAGUAGGAGUAUUUUAAUGAUGUCACAAUGUAGAAUGUUUUAACAUUGUAGAAGGAGUAUUUUAAUGAUGUCACAAUGUAGAAUGUUUUAACAUUGUAGUAGGAGUAUUUUAAUGAUGUCACAAUGUAGAAUGUUUUAACAUUGUAGUAGGAGUAUUUUAAUGAUGUCACAAUAUAGAAUGUUUUAACAUUGUAGAAGGAGUAUUUUAAUGAUGUUCUACCUUAUCCUUAUCGUUUACCCUGUUCAAUUGAUUGCAGCAUGAUAUGGAUAUUAGCUUCAGGGGAAAAUCCAGGCUCUGAAUUGAAAGAGUAUUAUUUAACAAAAAGUGACUAACAAAAAAAGAGCUGUGUUACACUUACUGUGUUGGUGACCCACUUUAAUCAAAAUGCAGCACUUCAAAAUGUAGCUAGCUGUUUUCUACAAGUUGAAAAAGCUGCUUGUUUUAAAAAAAUACAUGUAAUAUGAUAAUUGUUGCAGAUGUUUGUGUAUAUACACACAUGAAAGCAGUAUAAUAAAUUGUUCUAUAAUCAA